Molecule: messenger RNA, 4046 nt
Organism: Hypanus sabinus (Atlantic stingray)
Lineage: Eukaryota; Metazoa; Chordata; Chondrichthyes; Myliobatiformes; Dasyatidae
Product: glutamate-rich protein 6-like
Exons: 15
Coding region: 127-1923 (598 amino acids)
Source: RefSeq, a predicted model, not a curated record
ACCCGGGUGCCAUGGCAACGCUCAAUGGCAGCCGUCUCUUCCAGUUUGCACGGAGAAAGUGAGAGGGGGAGUUGAAUGCAGACCCGCUCCCCUCGCUAAUAUUAAAACUCGCUGCUUCUGGCCACCAUGAACGAGGGCCAGGCCCAGGCCCGGAGAUCAGGCUCCUUGCUUACUUCAAGCACUUUAAACCCAGGUACUUCAAGCAGUCUGAGCCAAGAGGAAUCGUUGACUGACUGUGAUCCCUGCGAUGAAAAUGACUACCGCAGCAGCACCAGUGAAGUCAGCUUGCCUGUGCUGGAUUCUCCUGCUGAAAGCUUUGCUACUCCUGAACGCCCACUAACGUCAGUUUUGACUCAGACAGAUCCCAGCUGGCUUCUCAGUCACAGAAAAAUCGUCAAACAGAGGGAUGCAUAUAAAGCAAGAGAUGGACAAGAAUCUACAUCUGGUGACUCCGAAGCCUCAGAAAAGGACAGUGAUCUUACUGUCUCAACCUCAAAAGGGAGCCUUGAGAACCUCAUUGUUCAAACUGAGUUUAUUGAUGAACUAAAACCUGGCAGGUUUGGAUCAUGUCUUUACACGCUGCCCAGUGUUGGACUCCCUACUAUUUUGGCUUAUAAAUAUGAGUCCAGAGAGAAGCCAAUAGACUUCAAAGCUUUAAGCCCAGAGGUAACAGAGAUCCAGUUACAGAAGGUUGCCGAAUUUGAAGGUGCUGGACAUUAUUGGCUAUGGAACAGGAAUGGAGCAAAAACCAACGGAUUUACUCACUGUCGGUUUUGUGGAAAAAUUUUUAAGCCCCUACCUACACAUGGGCAAAUGAGUGGAGAGACAUCCGAACUGCCCUUUUGCUGUAAGCAACAUCAGGACUUGUUUGAGUUCCUAAUGGACGAGGAGGAGCAACUGCACUUGAAGUUUCAAUCGGAAGAGAUUGAUAUCUCACCUCACCUGCCACAUGGUAGUUUACUAGAAAGGCAACGAGCCAAGGAGAAAACGGCAAUGAGGUUACAUAAGAGAACAAUGGAAAAAUAUCUCAAGAAAGUCAAAGAAACUGCACAGAAACCCAGCAGUGGAUCAAAAAGACAGACCACAAUUUCCUUUCAGCUAUCAACUUCGAAGGAUGUGGAAAACUUAAACAAACCAAAAGAGGACGAGGACAAAUGGGACGCCAUUUUCACAGAAGUAGUGGAUGAGACAUUCAGUUGGCAUAAGGAUCUUCCGCUCUCUUUCCUGGUGAAGAACUACCGCAAUGGGAAUAGGUUUCUCACUACAUUUGCAGAUGGAACAGCUCAGAUCUUUUACCCCUCUGGAAACCUGGCCAUUCAGAUUUUUAUCGACACUGAAAAGAAAAUGACUUGCGUCGUGCAGCAGGACAGGGUUGAUGACCCAGCCAUUCAAGCAAUCUUCACUUCCUAUGGAAGAUGUACUUGUUAUCAUCCGAACGGCAUGGUCUGGGUAAAUACUAAUGCUUUCGGAGGGCAUUAUGCAGAUGAAUGUGGCAUCCGGCUGCGGCGAUGGUUCUGGCGAGACCCUUCGUCCCCACUUAACUUCACACCUUUCAAACCGAUUUUCAUCUCUCUGAACAAAAACAUCGGCGUCAGGAUUAUAGAGCAACAGCGGAUCUUCCUUACUUUCUUGGCAAUGGGGAAGCAAGCAAAGUUCAACCUCGGAGUGAACCUGGAGUUUAAAACCCCGACCACGCAAAGCUUUACAAACUCCUGGUUGACAGAGGCUGACCUUCACCUUCAGAACAGCUGGUUAAAAGUUCAAAAAAUAAUCAACAAGUUGUGCGUUGCUCUGAACUUUCCGAGCAAUGACCCAGAGAAAAUUGCACUUCCACUUUAUCUUGUGACCCGGCAACAAAAGCUCGCCCAACUCUAUGCAGAGUUUAAGACGGAAGAAAGCGCAAACGUGAAAAACAUUGCCUGAAAGAAGUUGCCAUCAGCACAAUUUACAUUUAUGUUUGUGCUUGGGGUUGGGAUAGGGUGGGGUAGUCUAUAUGUUAAUAAUAUAAUUUCCUAAAUUUCACUUGAACAUAAUCCUUACUGAUGUUCAAAAUGAAAUGAAAGCUCUCCGAGACAUGGAUGUUACACUGGGUUCAAUAAAAUCACCCUGGUUUUGCCUGUAGAUUUUAGCUGUUUACAAGACAGGCCCCCAAUGGUUGUGAAUUUAUUAGGAUGGAUCUUUACCAAUGUGAGGUAUAAGUUUAUCAAAUAGGUGGGCUGGUGACUCCAAAUAUUCAUCUCUUUUAAGCUACACGUCUUUCAUAUUAAGACUAUUUUGUUUCCCCUAACUUUAUAGUCUUUAUUACCAAGCUAAUUGACAAUUUGUUAUUAAAUCUAUUUUGGAUCAGCAUUAAUCUAAUUUUAUUGCUUGUUUUUCUAAACAUUAUAUAAUAAAGUCAAGCAUCUUUCUGAAGCGAAUUAUAAACAUGUUGUUUGAGGUGUUCCAUCUUCUGUGUUUUGGUAUUAUCGGGUAACUCAUUACAAGGAGGUUGCAAUAUCCCAGAGUGCAGGAAUAAAUGUUCCACAUAUAAUGGCUGCAUCAGCAGUUCCUCUAGCAGACAUGGGAGUAGAUUAAAUGCAGGAGAGGAGAGAAAUGAAAUAUUGCAAAUGAAGGUAGAAUAAUAAACUUUUUUCAGGGUCUGGCCAGGUAUAGGUAUCGAUUAUAAAAUAUGUUUCAAUGGCAAACUGCCACCUUCUUCAGGGAUGGCAGUUUGUCAUCGAAACGUCUGUAAUAAUCGAUACCUGUACCCAGUUGGAAGCCUGAGAAAAGUUUAUUCGUCAGGUACAACGGGAAAGCACUAGAUCCUUUUUCGAAUAUAGAUUAGCCAAGCAUCAGAGGAAUGCAAAACUGGGCAAAAACAAAAACCUCAAAAUAUCUUCCUGUCCUUUAGGCAGUGACACUAACUAUCCAACAAAACUGAAUGAUUUUGAUGAAAGCAGUAUUUAACCAGAGAGUCUACACAAACCCACAGAAGCAAACAAAACAACAUGCUGGGUGAACCAUAUUACCAACUGAGGCAUUAUCUGAAUCUCCUUACUUUAUCCAAACAAAAUGAAAGUUAAAAGUAAAUGUAUUAUCAAAGUACAUAUAUGUCACCAUAUACAACUCUGAGAUUCAUUUUCUUUUGGGAAUAUUCAAUAAAUCUAUAGAAUAAUAACCAUAACAGAAUCAAUGAAAGGCCGCAACAACUUGGGUGUUCAACCAGAGUGCAGAAGACAACAGAUGUAUGAAUGCGAAAAGAAAGAAAUAAUAAUAAAUAAACGAUAAAUAUCAAGAACAUGAAGGGUAAUUCAGCAAAGCAAGAUUAGCCUUGGCUGUUGAAUAUCUUGACAGCAACUGAUGUGCCUACUAUGUGUUUUCACCCAUGUCAAGUUCAGUAUUUUGGAAGUUUUAUUAGGAUGGGUGAGCAGUUUCCCGUGAAAUAAUAAUGCUUCAAACUCUGCUGAUAGAAAUCUUGUUUCAGAGGCAAAGGACAACUUUGGAAGUUUAUUCCAAAAGAAGUUAUGUUUUUGUUCUUCUAAAGCCAUUCAUUUCAUAGUGGCCUUAGUUCAGUGUCCAUCUGUAGAAUUUUCCUUUUAUUUACAUGACACGUCCCCACAGGAAUUAUUGAAUUAACAUGGCCGAUAAUCUCCUGGAGUUUUCUCUUGUAUUUUCAAAUUGUUUUCUUUGCUUGUGUACAAUGUCCUGGGUAUGUUACUCAAAAUGGCCUCUGGUUUGUUACAAGUAGGAAUGUUUCUUUGUCGGAUAAGUGUUUCUCUAGCCGUUGUUUCACUUUAGAAUGGCUGAUAUGGUAAUUGUAUUCAUUUGUUAAUCAAUGGGGAAUGUCAUUGUGUCUUGUGAUGCUGGGAACUUGGGGGAGGGGUUUUCGCGGGUUUUUUGGGAGAGGCCGAGGAAGACACUGAAGAAGGUGGACGUGUGCUGGACUGCUCGUAAGACCACCGGGGUGGUCCCAGGUGCGAUGGCCAGAUGGGUCGAUUGGUUCGUUGAUUGAGCUCCAACAAGUGCACUAAACAGACUGAACUUUGAUAAGUGGCGCCUUUUUUUUU